Molecule: messenger RNA, 1653 nt
Organism: Coccomyxa subellipsoidea C-169
Lineage: Eukaryota; Viridiplantae; Chlorophyta; Trebouxiophyceae; Coccomyxaceae
Exons: 9
Coding region: 1-1653 (550 amino acids)
Biological process (GO): small GTPase-mediated signal transduction; regulation of mitochondrion organization; mitochondrion organization
Cellular component (GO): mitochondrial outer membrane
Molecular function (GO): GTPase activity; GTP binding; calcium ion binding
Source: RefSeq, a predicted model, not a curated record
AUGAAGCCUGGGAAGGCAGUGAGGGUGUGUGUGAUUGGUGACUCUCAAGUGGGAAAGACAUCCCUCAUCACAGCAGCAGCUACUGAGUCUUUUCCUGAUAACCCACCGCCUCUGCUUCCAGCGACAAGAUUAGGUGCUGAUGCGACACCAGAAGGUGUUCCACUGAUCAUCACAGAUACAUCAUCGCGUCCAGAAGACAAGCCAGCUCUGGAAUUGGCGUGCCUGAACUCUGAUGUGAUCAUCCUGGCGUAUGACACAGGGAAUCCUCGCACUCUCAAUCGAAUCACAGAAGUGUGGGUGCCGGAGCUGCAACGUCUUGGUGUGAAGGUGCCCCUUCUCCUGGUGGGAUGCAAGAGCGAUCUGAGGCCACAGGACCAGAACAUGCAGCAGGUGGUGGUACCAGUGCUGGCAAAGUGCAAGGAGAUCGAGUCCUGCCUGGACUGCUCAGCCAAGAACCUCAUCUUUGUCAGCGAGGUGUUCUACUAUGCUGUGAAGGCUGUAGUGCACCCAGUGGCGCCCCUCUUUGAUGUCCACGCUCACAAUGGCGUCGGCGCGCUACGUCCGCUGUGCAUCAAGGCUCUCAUGCGCAUUUUUGCCAUGUGCGACAAUGACAGGGACGGGACGCUGAACGACGCAGAGCUGAAUGAUUUCCAGGUGCAGUGCUUCUCAGCACCGCUGCAGCCUGAGGAGCUGGCAGGGGUCAAGAAAGUGGUGGCCCAGAAGAUGCCACAGGGUGUGAGCAACAACGGGCUGACGCUGCCGGGCUUCCUUUUUCUGCACGCGCUGUUCAUCGAGCGGGGGAGGCUGGAGACUACCUGGGCGGUCCUGCGCAAAUUUGGGUACAACAAUGAGCUGCAGCUCUCCGAAGAGGCCCUGGGGGUGAUCAGUUUCCAGCGCUCACCCGACCAGGUGGUGGAGCUGACGCGGGAGGGCGUUGACUUUUUGGAGCAGCGGUUCGCGCAAUUUGACAAGGACGGCGACGGCCGCCUGUCACCCGCGGAACAGGACGACAUGUUUGCAUGCGCGCCAUCCAGGCGUGGGUUCCUGUCUCGGUGGGCGUUCACUACCGCGGUGGACCCCCGCGCGACGCUGGAGCACUGCUUGUUGCUGGGGCACCGAGGGGACCCGGCACCGCUCUUCUGCAUCAGCCGCCCGCGCCGCGCCGAGCGCAAAUCCGACGCGCCCGGCCGCACCGUGUUUCAGGGGUUUGCGCCGCGCGCAGGGGGCGUUGAGCCGGCGGCGACGCUGAUAAUGCGAGAGGUCGGAGAGGGCGCGGCCGAGGAUGUGCUUUCCAGAACAGGCAACGCCCCGGGAGCGCCAGAUCUGGCAGAGGCUGACGCAGCGCUUUUCAUAUUCGACUGUUCGAAUUUGAAUUCGCUGCGAACCGCCAUGCAGCUUCUGCAUCGGACGGCGGCGGCUGCCGGUGAUGCGCUGCCUUGCGUGCUGCUUGCUGCAAAGGAUGACCUCGGCAUGUCACCGGAAGUGGAGGCUGCCUGUGCAGAGGCGUGCGCUGAGCUGGCGAUGCCCAUGCCACUGGCAAUGUCUCUAUCCGGCGGCGAUGCUGCAAGAAUCCCUCAGCAGCUGCUCUCCAUUCUGCGCAGCCCCGAUGGCGCCAUUCCCCUGACACCAUCCCUCAAGGUGUGUCACAUUUGA